Messenger RNA from Pecten maximus, 3591 nucleotides. RefSeq names its product mucin-2-like. The record is from RefSeq and is a predicted model, not a curated record. Lineage: Eukaryota; Metazoa; Mollusca; Bivalvia; Pectinida; Pectinidae. The coding region runs from base 510 to 1901 and encodes 463 amino acids. The transcript is spliced from 4 exons.
UACCUUAAGGUACAUGAUUCUGUAUUUAGAUGUAUUUCAGAACUCCGCCCAUUGUCAUACUGCGAUGCUAAAGUUGUGUAUAUUUAUAUGACCCCGCUUACUUUAUUAUCUAACUAUUGUGAUGAUAGAUUCUAUUAGUGUCUUCGCUAACUCCCCCGUAAUUACCAUGCAUAUGCAUGUGUGGUCCUGCGUUUAGGGCUGCUCGUGAUAUAUCCUUUUUAACAUUUUAUUCCUAAAUGGCUUCAUGAUUAAAUGCCAUUAUUGCAUAUUCAAAGAGAUAGUUCACAUAUAGGUCAGUUAAUUGUAUGCGACACAUCUGUAGGAGUGUAUGACGUCGUAAUGUUUAAUUGAUUAAAUGGAACCUAACCGCAAUUUACGUAUAACUGCAUGAUGAUGCCACAGGCUACUUUGUCAGUGUAUGUAAAGAAGGACCUCGCUCCGGACAAACCCAGACUGCUUCUACUAACUAGAGGGUGAGAACAAGAUUGAGGCCAGUAAAACCGGUGAACAUGAUGCCACUCCGAUUGUCACUCGCUUGUGCUAUGUUGAUGAAUAUCCUAACUGUCGUGCAUGGCCACGGCCGAAUGUUGGAUCCUCCCGGCAGAAGCAGCAUGUGGAGAGUUGGCUUUAAUACACCUGUAAAUUUCGAUGACAACGGCCUCAACUGUGGAUACCGAAAGCAACCUCUAGACUUCUUCGGUGGCAAUUGUGGCGUAUGUGGGGACCCAUCAGGACAAAAUCCGAAGGAGAACGAGGCUGGGGGAAAAUAUGCAACGGGGAUCAUCUCAAAGUAUUAUAAAAUGGGGGAGAACAUCAAUAUAAAAAUACAUAUAACCUCAAAUAAUGAAGGUUUUUUCGAGUUCCGCCUCUGUGAAAAUAAUGACGUUAAAAAAAGAAUAACAAAGAGCUGCUUGAAACAUUUAUUGGUUAAUCCGGAGACGGGAGAGACAAGAUACCCUGUUACAGCCUCUCAACAGUACAUCGCUGUGUCUGCCAAGCUGCCCGAGAACGUCACGUGUUCCCAGUGUGUCUUACAGUGGAGGUACCACACAGGAAAAAAUGGCGGGAUCUGUAAAACAUGUGUCGACCAGGAAGAGUUUUAUGCGUGUUCGGAUAUAGCCAUCAAAGACAGUGAUUCACCGAUCACGGAGGAAGACUCCGGUAUAUCUCCCCUUAUAGCAGAUACGGCGUUCAUCCCUGACUCUAACCCGCGAUCUCCUGGAAGAUGCAUUUCUCUUUCGCAAAGCACCAACAAUCUCUGGUGCGAAAUAAACUGCAAUCACUCUCCGCCACAUUGUCCAAGCUUCUUGUGUAAAUGUACACCUACACCGCCCACUACAGAGUCAACGACCACCCCAACUACUCCUACUUCAGAAACCACUGAGAAGGCUACAACUACCACCACGCCUGCAACUACCACCACGCCUACCACUACCACACCAACUACUCCUACUUCAGAAACUACCGCCAAUCCUACUAAGAAUCCUACCACUACUACCCAAAGUACAACAACUACUACAACCCCUACUACAACCCCGACUACAACCACAACUACAACCACAACCACUACGCCAACUACAACUACCACGCCUACCACCACUAUAAAGUCUACGUCUGCUCCCUCUUCUUCCAUCUCUUAUUUACUUACUUGUAAAUCAGUUUAUCCCAGCGUUAGCAAUAACUGGUGUAACAUUAAUUGCAAUUAUUCACCGAUAUUUUGUCCACGUUAUAUGUGUAAAUGUUUCCCGACCACUAACCCCCCGAAAAAAGCCACACCUACACCAACUACAACCCCUACCACAACCACUACAACGACAACCACCACCACUACUACUCCUACUACUACGAUACCUACAACAACCACCACUACUAUACCCACUACUUCAAUCCCAGUUCCGUAGGUAUCUGUUCACAUCAUACUGUAUGUUAUGUUAAACUAAAAAACACAAAACCCUGUCACUGUAAACAUAAAAUGUAGUGACUUUAUGUUCAGUUAAAGAGUCCGACGCUUCACCAUCACACUAAAUUAUAGUGGUAUAUUUUUGGAUUUUUUGUAAAGUUUAUUCUAUAGCAGCUGUUGCUGUUUCUUCAAUUAAUUAAUGUGCAUAUUUGUUUUGCAUUAAGGUACGCCGAAAUUUGUUAGCUUGCUGUACCUUUUAUCUUUAAUAUACAUUAAAAGUUAAUUGAAAAAUGAACUACUAAUUGUUUGAGAAUGUCUGUCUUUUUAUCACGAGAUGUUAGUGAUUUCGUAUUGUUCAAUAUGUUCUAUUGUUAUGUAUUAGAAAUAAACCGGUAAGUGCCAUAACGUCAGUCGAUUAUAUUAUUUUCACGGAAACAUGUCGUAUAUACCAAUACAAAUCACUAGUUCUACCAGUUUUUUGGUAUUUCCUUCGUAAGAUCAUAUAUUAGAUGGCAUAACGGGGGAGGUAAUGAAGCAGUAUAAAAUGUAUACAAGCAUGGAUAAACGAACAAUUAACUUCAUUGUACGUAUGUCUUUUGUUUUUUCCCCGAAUUGAUUUCCAUGGUAUCCUGACUACGUGUCGUCUCAGAUCAACGGUUUCACCACAUCUAGGAAUCAUAUGACAAAGUUGGAAACAAUUAGAAUGGAAUUCGUAUGAUUAUAUAUCCUAUAAUGAAUCUUCCUAAUUCUGGUUAGUUGCGGUGUGAUUGUUAGAAUUGCUGACUAGAAUGAUUUAACUUUUCUAACCAAGAUCAGUGUCGCAAAAAAAAAAAAAAAAAAAAAAUACAGGGAUGACCAACGUAUACACGCGAUGACGUCAUUAGAACAGAAAUCGCAAAAUGGCAGCGAUGACGUAAAGAUGCAGUGUCGCUAUUCUGGUAAACGUCCUUUAGCUCAUAGUGAUCUAUCAUUAAAGCUUGUCUUCAAAAUUAUGUGGUGUAUAUCAAUACUUAUAUUUACAUUUCCAAAAGGUUUUGAUAUCUAUUCAGCUUUUAAUUGGAUUUCAAUUAAAUUAUACUAUCUGCUACCGACAGCUUGAUUUAUCAGAUUAAUAGAUAUCCACUUAGUGUAUGACCUUAUAGUCACAUGUAAUGGAUGUAAUAUACAGUUGAAUGGCACGACAAGAUGGCUGACUUUACAUCCUACCAAAUUUUGAUAAAAAGGGGUCUUGAGUUUAUCAUUUCAUAUGAAUGAAAUGUCGAGACUCGAAAAUAAAAAUAUCAUUCGUUUCGUAAUAUCUCAAAAGAAAUGAAAACUUAUUUCCGGUCCUAUAUAAACAGAGCAAUAUGCAGAACAUUGUUGUUGACAAUAUCGAUCCUGUGUACUCAGCAGAUAAAUUACUAAUUGUAUCGAUUUCAUUAUGGUCUCAACGUAACAAGAUCGGUUCAUAUAAAUCCCUUAGUUGUUAAUGAAAAUACAUAGAUGGAACAGCUACAUGAUAUUAUGCAAUGGUGUUGUAUCUAUAUACUGGUAUAUGUAUAUAUAAUAAAGGUGAAUACGAUAUAACAGUCUUAUCUGUCUGACAGUGAAAUGUGAAUAUGAAUAAAACAGUCUUAUUAUCUAUCUUACAAUGAAAUGUGAAUACGAUUCGACAAACUGAUUAUCUAUCUAAGAAUAAAAUGUGAAUACAA